AUGCCGUACCUGGAGAACUGCGGCGUCCGGGCCCGCUUCCAGCAGCGCCUCACCGAGCUCUACGAUUAUCCCAAAUACAGCUGCCCCUACAAACGAGGAAGCCGGUACUUCUACUUCCACAACAAAGGCCUCCAGAACCAGGACGUGCUGUACGUGCAGGACUCCCUGGAUGCUGCGGCCUCCGUCUUCUUUGACCCCAACACGCUGUCUGAAGACGGAACCGUGGCUCUGAAGAUGGGCCGGCUGUCCGAGGAAUGUGAAUACUUUGCCUACGGCCUGAGCAGCAGCGGGUCCGAUUGGUCACCCCUGCGCUUCCUGAAGGCCGACGGCCUCACGGAGCUGCCCGACGUUCUGGAACGGGUCAAAUUCAGCUGCCUGGCCUGGACCCAUGAUGCCAGGGGCGUCUUCUACAACUGCUAA
Molecule: messenger RNA, 420 nt
Organism: Fundulus heteroclitus (mummichog)
Lineage: Eukaryota; Metazoa; Chordata; Actinopteri; Cyprinodontiformes; Fundulidae
Product: prolyl endopeptidase
Cellular component (GO): cytosol
Molecular function (GO): serine-type endopeptidase activity; oligopeptidase activity
Source: RefSeq, a predicted model, not a curated record